AGGUCCAGCGACGGUCACACUGGCAGUGGCCGUCAAACCGUGGUUCUUCUUCAUUAUUAUAUAAUUAAAACCAAUGCGAAUCGAAACCAAAACAAACCAGCACAAUUCCCGUGUGUGAGUAGUUACAAUGGUAACGCGGUGACAAAUGCGCACUACUCCACACGCCCGAAUUAAAGAUAGGACAGCAGCAAGAUGAAAGACGAUGGAGCACCAAACGUCGCGAAAACCACCGACCCACCGCCCCCCAAAAGGUUUCCAUCCGGAAGACCCCACAGCUACGGAGACGGGGAUGCGGGGAAACUGUUGCAUGGCAGCGUUUUCUCGGAGCGAUUCUUCGGCUCCUUUCAGUGGGAGGAGUUCGCCUGCGGAUGCGGCGCUGCCUUUGUCAACAUCGCGGUCACCUAUCCCAUCUACAAAAUGAUCUUCAGGCAGAUGCUGCACGGAGUGCCCAUCACCUCGGCCUUUGCGCAGCUGCGUCACGAGGGACUGGGCUUUCUGUACCGCGGAAUGCUCCCGCCGCUCGCCCAGAAGACCAUCUCCCUGUCUAUUAUGUUCGGGGUGUUUGAUGGGACGAGGAGGUACCUCGUGGAGGACUACCGCCUGAACGACUACGGGGCCAAGGUGAUAGCGGGUGUGGUCGCCGGUAGCGCCGAGUCCAUUCUCCUGCCCUUCGAACGGGUGCAAACCCUCUUGGCGGACUCCAAGUUCCAUCAGCACUUCUCCAACACACCAAACGCAUUCAGGUAUGUGGUAUCCCACCACGGCUACCGGGAGCUCUACAGGGGACUUGAACCAGUAUUUUGGCGCAACGGCCUGUCCAACGCGUUAUUCUUUGUGCUGCGAGAGGAGGCCAGCGGGCGGCUGCCUAAGAGAAAAUCCGUGUCCACCCGAACGGCCCAGGAGUUCGUAGCAGGCGCCGUGAUCGGGGCGAGCAUAAGCACAAUAUUCUAUCCGCUCAACGUGAUCAAGGUGUCGCUGCAGAGUGAGAUGGGCCAGCGGUCAGAGGGCAGCUGGCAGGCGUGCAAGCGAAUUUACGUAGAGCGCGAUCGCCGCAUCGGGAACUUCUACCGCGGAUGCGCCUUCAACACAGGCCGCUCCUUCAUCAGCUGGGGCAUCAUGAACACGGCGUACGAAAACCUAAAGAAAGUGAUGCAGCAGCAGCCCCAGUUGCCACUGGCCUCGGAGUAAAUGCGACGUUUCGGGAGUAGAACUAGAGUAAACUUAGCUGAUUGUACACAAACGGUUACUUCUGCCUUUAGCUAGCCAAUUAUUUCGUUCGAUUUAAGUCUCGUGUAAGUCGCUUGUGUUGCGAUGCUGAAUUCUAGGUGUUAAUGUACAUACACACAUCCUAAUCGGAGAGCGCCAGCUCCUCCUCCUCAUAUCUGUAUAUCUAUUCAAUUCGCCCCGCGGAUGCCAAGUACAAUACAACGUGAGCAUUUAAAGGUACCCAAUCUACGAGUUACGGUUUAGUUAGCUACUAUUCGAGUACGUGUAAAUAAUACUAGAUGAUGUGCGAUAUAAUACGAGUGUGUUGUUUGUUCGCUAAUGACUUUGUGAUUCAUUGAAGAUUGAAGAUACUAAAACUGAUUAAUUUACGCGGUAAAUUCAAUGUUCUUAAACGAAAAUAAAAGUGUAUUUGUAAUUACGAA
Molecule: messenger RNA, 1649 nt
Organism: Drosophila yakuba
Lineage: Eukaryota; Metazoa; Arthropoda; Insecta; Diptera; Drosophilidae
Product: mitochondrial nicotinamide adenine dinucleotide transporter SLC25A51
Exons: 3
Coding region: 193-1188 (331 amino acids)
Source: RefSeq, a predicted model, not a curated record